Messenger RNA from Symbiodinium pilosum, 7452 nucleotides. Lineage: Eukaryota; Dinophyceae; Suessiales; Symbiodiniaceae. The record is from the annotation of a GenBank genome assembly.
AUGAAGAGAGUGCGGUUCAGUGUGGUGUCCUUUGCGCCACCGGGCAGCUCUCUUGCCGUGAUAGGGAGCUGCGCAUCGCUUGGCAAAUGGAGCUUGGACAAGGCGGUGGUACUGCAACCACGGUUGGCCAAUGCGCGUCUUCAGUCUGAGCCUGACUUUCACUGGGUGGAUGUCGACAUGCCUGAGGCGGGCAACGAGCGCAUCGAGUACAAGUUCGUUGAGCGCGGUCACGGUGUGAAGUGGGAGGACUUGGGCGGCCAGCAGAACCGUAUUCUGGAGCUGGAAGGUCAGGGAGAGGAUGGGCAGACUGUUUUGCUGCCCGUGGUGCGCUUCGCUGAACCUGGUGGUGGAGAAAGCGAUCACACGGCUCGCUUCUAUCAGGGUGUCAAGGAGCGCGGCGAAAUCUCCAUUCGAAAGGUCCUGGGUCAGCUGUACGUUGGCUCCUGCCCCAGGCAGCGAUCGCACAUCGACCAGUUGCACUCACUUGGCGUGACUGUCGUAGUGAAUUUUCAGACCGAAGAGGAUUGCAAACGGAACUGUGUGGCUGGCAUAGGCAUGGAGGAAGACCCUUUGGCGGUCAGCCGUAUUUAUGACAGCAGAGGCAUGCAGUACAUUUGGAUGCCAACGUUUGACAUGUCCACUGACGGCCGUGCGCAAAUGCUGCCGCAGGCGUCGUUUUUGUUUGGCCAGCUGAUCCGCCGCGGUCAUACGGUUUACAGCCACUGCAAUGCAGGGGUAGGCAGAAGCGUUGCUGCGGCGUGCGGGUAUUUGACCUUCUUCCUGGGCCUCACACAGCGGCAGAUGCAACAUGUGAUGGCAAGUUCUCGUCCAGUUGCGUACUUCGACUUCGAGGCGAUGGAACGAGCUCGGCCGCGUUUCCAUGCCAUGUUCGGCGGUGACGAGCUGCUGGACACCGAUGGCAAAUGCAAGGUCAUCGAUUGUGGACACAGUGCGGGUGGCUCCUCCACACAUGGUGCGGAGUUCCACUCCUUUCAUUCAGAGUUCCACUCAGAGGCCCCGGCGGCCCCAGCCCUGACCAUCCAGUCUUCGUGUGAGCGAGCCUACUCUGCAGGGUGGAUCCUCCUCUUCCAGCAAAUCAAGGGCCAAAAUGCCUUAGAUGCCCGCACUAGACAGGGAAACACGCACAUGGCAUGCGUGGAGACAGGUAGCGAUGAUAAUGAGGAGGAGGUAGGCGGUGCGACGCAGUUGGUCAUCGGCAGCAGCCAUGCUGCAAACUUCAAGUGCGUCAAGACUCCAACACCGCUGAAAUGUCCUCCAACAGCCACGCAGGCGCACAAGUACAGCGAUCACCUCGACCAGUUCCACAUUUACACGAACUCGCAUGGUGAAGUUUGUGCAGAAAGAACAGACCAUCGAGACCCUUGGGGGAGCAACCUGGUCUUAUCAUGUAGCAAGGCGGAUAUGAUCCAUGCCGAGGACAUGGCGAUGCCUAAGUUUCAGGAUUCAGGCCUCUUCUCUGGCAUGGUGGCGCUUCCGAUCGGCUCAAGUCUGCACUCCAGCACGAAGUGCGUGCGCGAUCCGGGUCAUCUCACCUGCGACAACGAAGCCUCAGUGAGAGGUCGAACGGACAAGCACCCAGACAAGUUUGAAAUCCAGCACGAGAAUGGCAAGAUCUGUGCCACGCGCGUGGACUACGACAAGCCGUGGGGUCUGGAUUUGGUCCUGCACUGUUCCCUCAAGGAAGUACCGAAGCCCAAGGCAGAGGAGGAGCUAGGCCGUGCGACGCAGUUGGUCAUCGGCAGCAGCCAUGCUGCAAACUUCAAGUGCGUCAAGACUCCAACACCCCUGAAGUGUCCUCCAACAGCCACGCAGACGCACCAGUACAGCGACCACAUCGACCAGUUCCACAUCUACACGAACUCACAUGGUGAAGUUUGCGCAGAAAGAACAGACCAUCGAGACCCUUGGGGGAGCAACCUGGUCUUAUCAUGCAGCAAGGCGGAUAUGAUCCAUGCAGAGGACAUGGCGAUGCCUAAGCUUCAGGAUUCAGGCCUCUUCUCUGGCAUGGUGGCAGUUCCGAUCGGCUCAAGUCUGCACUCCAGCAAGAAGUGCGUGCGCGAUCCGGGUCAUCUCACCUGCGACAACGAAGCCUCAGUGAGAGGUCGAACGGACAAGCACCCAGACAAGUUUGAAAUCCAGCACGAGAAUGGCAAGAUCUGUGCCACGCGCGUGGACUAUGACAAGCCGUGGGGUCUGGAUUUGGUCCUGCACUGUUCCCUCAAGGAGGAGUUCGGCGCUUCGAUGCAGCUGGUCAUCGGCAGCAGCCAUCAUGCGAACUUCAAGUGCGUCAAGCCUCCGACGCCGCUGGCGUGCCCUCCAACGGCCACUCAGGCGCACAAGUACAGUGAUCACUUGGACCAGUUCCACAUCUACACGAACUCACAUGGUGAAGUUUGCGCAGAAAGAACAGACUAUCGAGACCCUUGGGGCAGCACCCUGGUCUUAUCGUGUACCAAGGCAAGUGUGACCCAUGCGGAGGAUAUGGCGAUGCCUGACUUUGAGGUGCGCGAUCCGGGUCAUCUCACCUGCGACAACGAAGCCUCAGUGAGAGGUCGAACGGACAAGUUUGACAUCGAGCACGCCAAUGGCAAGAUCUGUGCCACGCGUGUGGACUACGACAAGCCGUGGGGUCUGGAUUUGGCGCAAAGCUUAGCCCACAGCGAACGGAGGUUGGAGAGGUCGGGGCGGGGCGUGUUGGAUGAUUUGAGGCUCCUGACGUGCCCUGGGUUUGCGGGGCUCGGGGUUGAUUCUUUGGUCUUUGCCAAAGGCCCUUCUCUGGGAGAGCCGUCCUUGUUGGGAAAUACUAUACCGGAGCCAUUCGACUGCUACAACGGAGACUUGCCCAAUGCCUGGGCAGCAGACAAGGUCCAGUAUUGCUGUGCGAACAAGAAGCUGGGCUGUGAUAUGCUGCCAGACGAGGCGGAUUGCCACGGCUCCGAGACAGACUGGGAGACAUGCCCAAGCCCAGAGACCUGUGAAACGUGCGAGCCGGUCGACUGUGUCCUUGCGGAAUGGACCGAGUGGAAAGUAUCUCCUGGACAAGAGUGCAGUGGUCUGCGCUAUCGCCGUCGCGCCUUCGCAACUGAAAACAACCAUUGCGGGCAGCCGUGCCAUGGUAUGACGGUGGACUCCCAGGCGUACAUGCCGCCGGAGUGCAAGGGCGAUGUGACGGUUGACUGUAAGUUUUCAGAGUGGUCACACUGGACUGGCGACUGCAACAAUCCCAAAGGGCAGCAACUACGAUCACGCGAGCUUCUGCACGAUGCGAACAGCCUGCGCCGGCGCCAGUGUGAUGGCGCAUUGAACCAAACGAAAGCAUGCGAUGCCCGAUCAGUGGACUGCAAAUACACGGAAUGGCACCAGUGGUCUCAGUGCAGCACAAGCUGCGGAUUGGGUAGGAGGCAGCGCCUCAGAGACAUCGACGAGGAAAGCUUCGGCGGACUUCCUUGCGAUGUGGGCAUCACCCUCUUCACCGAGGAGUGCGAGUUGGAGCCCUGCGACAAGAGGGACUGUGUCCUGAGCUCCUGGACGGAGUGGUCUGGCUGCUUUGGAGCUGACAGGCAGCAGUACCGCAGUCGACGAAUCCUGCAGGCUCCACAGGGAGACGGGAACGCGUGCGACCCGGAACUGCUGCAGACGCAGGGGUGCCCGAAAGUCCUGGAGCAGGCUCUAGAGUACCUCUUGAGUGACUGGGGUUCCUGGCAGCCCUGCGACAGGAGCUGCGGCGGUGGCCAGACCUUCCGGCAGCGUGCAGCCAUAGGACUUGCCCGUUUUGACGAGAAGGCGGAGUCCACUUAUCCCUUGAAGGAGACGAGAGAGUGCAAUUCUGAUAGAUGCGAAGACCAGUUCUCCAACGAGGACUGCUGGCUCUCUGACUGGGAGGAGUGGUCAGACUGCUCCUCGAACUGUGGUGAUGGUGCCACCACCCGGCACCGCAAGAUCCUCCGGCUGGCUGGGCCUGGUGGUAAGGGCUGUGAAGCAACCAUGAUGGAGUCAGACAUCUGCAACUUGGGCGACUGCGUGAAGCAGGACUGCGAGUGGGGAGAGUGGGCCGCCUGGUCGGCAUGUCCUUGCUCCUGUGGCGGUGGAAUCUCCACCAGACACCGAUAUGUUGCAGUGGCUCCCCGCAACGGAGGGCUGGAGUGCAAUCCCAGGGACAAGGAAGAAGUGACGCCUUGCAACACGCAGCCGUGCCAGUCAGAAUGCCGGAAUGGCACUUGGGGGGAGUGGAUGGAAUGGAGCGCUUGCUCAGCGACUUGCUCUGGCAGCUACAAGUCGAGGCGUAGAGACGUUCUGAUUCCUCCCAAUCAUUGCGGCCUAACACCGACCGGGCUGCAGGAGGAGUUCAAGGCAUGCGAGCACCUUCCAGAGUGUGCCGAUGCAGCAGCCGUCGUGGACUGCAGCGUGUCUGAAUGGGGAAUGUGGUCUGAUUGCAGCUGCAGCUGUGAUGGAGUGCGCGAGCGGAAUCGAUUCGUCGCAGUCUUUUCAAAGAAUGGAGGAACUCCAUGUCAGGAGGAUCUCAGAGAGAUGGAGGCAUGCAAUCCGACAGUGGAUGAGGAUGAGCCUGCUGACUGCCCAGGCAAGAGGUAUGUUGAGCCUGAGGACUGCAUCCUUUCAGAAUGGACUCAUUGGACCUCCUGCUCUGUCAGCUGUGGUGGUGGGCAGCAUUCACGGCACAGGAGCAUCUUAGUGAAGCCAAAGGGUGGAGGCGAAACCUGCCGAGGUGCUUUGGAGGUCACAGAGCCUUGUUACAUGCCUCAAUGCUCUGGUCGCAACUUCACCGACUGCCAGCUCGGCCAGUGGACGGAGUGGAGUGACUGCUCCGGUUGCAGAGGCCAGAUGCGCAGACAUCGCUCCAUCAUGAAGCUUCCGGAUGCUUUGGGACGGCAGUGUGCAGCUGCCAGGCUCAAGGAGACUACGGCCUGUUCGUUAGAGGGCUGUCACCAGACGAAGUCAUAUUGUACCUGGACGCAGUGGACCGGUGCCACAUCUUGUUUCGGCUAUGGAUCAAGCACCGCCAUGCGGAGUCGCGUUCUGACAGUUUCCCAUGAGAAGCCUCCAGAAGGCAUGUUCUUCACAAUGCGGGGUGACUCGAGCGCUUGCUCCAACAUCGCGCAGGUGAACGUGACUUGGUGUCCAGGCCGGAACUUGGAUUGCUAUCCACGAGACUGCCUCUUUCAUGCAUGGACGGAGUGGUCGCAGACCACGCACUUUAUGUGCGAGCGCCACCGCCAUGUGGCACGCAGGAACAAUGAAUGCGGGAAGGGCUGCACCGGCCACCUCGAGGAAACUAAGGUCUGCGAGACCCAGGAAUCGCCCCGAGACUGUUUGCUAGGGGGGUGGCAGGAGUGGAGCUUCUGUGACACUGCGGACCCAAGCGGCCAGAAAUAUCGCUUUCGCAAGAUAGUGCACGAACAGAAGUGGGGAGGCCGCCCUUGUGUGGGGAGCAUGCACCAGACAAGGCCAUGCUCCGCGACCCACAAUCCAGUUGACUGCCAGCUGAGCUCAUGGACGGAGUGGGGCUCCUGCAGCGAAUCAUGCGGCCGCGGCUGGCACUCACGUGAGCGCAGUGUCAUCGGUGUCCCCAUGGCCGGGGGUGAACGCUGUGCAGACGAUUUGGUCCAGAUCCAGCCUUGCUCUGAGUACUGCGAUGCAAUGCUUUCAAAGCCAGUGGACUGUGAGCUGUCAGAGUGGUCAGCUUGGGGCCACUGUGACGAAGAGGGUCAGCGCUACCGCCAGCGAGAUAUCCUAAGCAAUUCUGCAAACGGAGGUGCAGGCUGCAAGGGCAGUCUCUUAGAGGCCGAGUCUUGUGACUUAGCCAAGGUUGACUGUGCCGUCUCUGACUGGGUCGAGUGGAGCUCCUGUGACCGUAGCUGUGGAACUGGCCAAUUGAAGCGACAGAGGCAGAUCAUUCGCUUCCCUCGGAAUGGUGGGGAGCUCUGCCCCAGUGAUCUGAUCCAGACUACUGGCUGCAACCUUGGCUACUGUCCCACAACAGAUUGCGAGGAGUCCCAAUGGUCGGAGUGGAACAGUUGCUCUGUCUCCUGUGGAAUUGGUGAGGAGAAGCGGGAGAGGAAGGUCUUGUCUUUUAGGUCAUCCGGUGGAGAAGGCUGCAAUAGUGCCAUAGCCGAAAGCAGGCCUUGUGACACUGGAAUCGGAUGCACCGUCAGGGACUGCGAGCUCUCUGCAUGGAGCGCAUGGGGUGAGUGCAGUGUUACUUGUGGCUCCGGGCAGCGCGGACGAACUCGAAGUGUCAAGCCACCAGAGAAUGGUGGAGAAUACUGUGAGUCAGCACCCCUGGCCGAACUUGAGGGCUGCAAGGAGCGCUCCUGCACUCGGCAGGUUUGCGUGGAUGGCAAGUGGGGCGACUGGGAGGAGUGGUCCCCCUGUGACGUCUCCUGUGGAGGCGGAACCACCUUCAGGAGGAGGCACAUGGUUCAGGCAGCCAAUGAGUGCGGAAAGGCAGCGGAGGGCCUAAGUAGAGAGGAGGCCUUCUGCAACGUGGACCACUGUCACGCGGCAACGGAUUGCAUUCUAUCAGAAUGGUCUGCCUGGUCUGUGUGCUCGGCAACCUGCAAUGGCAAUCAGAGGCGCGAGCGGGCCAUCAUCCAGCAUGGUAGAUCUGGUGGUUUGCUUUGUGAUGGCGACAUCCAUGAGACACAACCCUGUAAUCCCGGCCUCUUCGACGUCUACCCGGAGGGCUGUGGACUUGAGGAAGCCCAGGACUGCAAGAUGAGCGAUUGGACCGAGUGGUCCGAUUGCAGCGCGACCUGUGGUGGUGGCGCCAAGGUUAAAAGGAGGGCAAUCGAGCAGCACCGUCGCAACGGCGGCCGACCUUGCACAGGCUCCCUCACCAAGAUCCAGGGCUGCGCAGAGACCCAGUGCGAGGGUGGCCACCCGGUACCCUGCGAGUUCGGCGACUGGAAGGACUGGGGCGCCUGUGACAAGUGCGACGGGGAGCGCAAGAGGAAGCGUAACAUCAAGCAGUACGCCCAAAACGGGGGCGCAAACUGCGAUGCCUUUGCGGGCGAAGAGGUGGACAACUGUCCUCGGUCUUGCGUCCCUGGCUUCUGCACCUGGAGCACGUGGGGAGACUGGGGUUCUUGUCACGGAUGUGGACGAAGUGCUCGUCGAGAGCGCACCCGUGAACUCCGAGCAACGGAGAACAUGGCCAUGCGACAGCCACCUAUGAGCGAGACCAGGGUGGAGAGGCUAACCUUGCAUCACAGCCUGACAGCUGCCCACAACGAGUACACCGCAUUGGUGGAAGAAGUUCGGGCUUUGCGAACGGCUCGCGCACAUAAGCUUGUGCUAGCCUUCGGGCUGGGUCUCAUGAGCAUACCCGUCGGUUUCGCCAUUCUUCGAUUCCUGCCGGCAGUUGGUGGCAGAAGAACUGGAUACUCUUCGUUGCUGCCAAUGGGGGCAGAGUGA